Molecule: messenger RNA, 2159 nt
Organism: Eleginops maclovinus (Patagonian blennie)
Lineage: Eukaryota; Metazoa; Chordata; Actinopteri; Perciformes; Eleginopidae
Gene: ces2b
Product: carboxylesterase 2b
Exons: 13
Coding region: 176-1858 (560 amino acids)
Source: RefSeq, a predicted model, not a curated record
GCCAGAGCUGUGAUAUAAAAGCAACAGUCACGCCUUAUCCAGCACGUAACAGGUUAAUAUUUGCGCGAUUCCACUGGUCAAAGUUAAGACAGCUUCUUUGGAGGUGCCAUAUUGUGUAAGUCUUUCCUGCCUGCAGCAGAGCCGAACAGUGUGUGACCCUGCAGAGACGAUCAUCAUGACGUCCCGUGCGAAACAAACUUUGUUCUUUCUAACGUCUGUGUUAUUUCUCUAUGUUGCUGCAGAUCCACAGGCACCUGAAGUCCACACCAAGCUGGGGAGUCUGAGAGGUCAGACUCUGAGUGUCAAGGGGAAGGAGAAUGGGGUCCAUGCCUACGUAGGUGUCCCAUUUGCCAAGCCACCUGUGGCCCCUGCUCUGAGACUGGCUGCCCCCCAGCCUGUGGAGGGAUGGGAAGGAGUGAGAGACGCCACAAAGCAGCCACCCAUGUGUGUUCAAGAUAGACAAAUUAUCAUAGAUUUGUUAGAAAAACUUGGUGGCAUGUUGGUAGAUGUGCCAGACAUUUCAGAGGACUGCCUUUACCUCAACAUUUACACCCCUGCCGACAGAAAUCCCGAUGCCAAGCUUCCAGUCAUGGUCUGGAUUCAUGGUGGAGGGUUUGUUUUAGGGUCAGCUUCUGUGUAUGAUGGCUCCGCUCUGGCUGCUUACCAGGAUAUGGUUAUAGUUCUGAUCCAGUACCGUUUGGGACUUCUGGGCUUUCUCAGCACUGGAGAUGAACACAUUUCUGGGAACUUUGGCAUGUUGGACCAGGUAGAAGCUCUGAGGUGGAUCCAGCAGCACAUUCACAACUUUGGAGGAAACCCAGAUUUAGUUACAAUAUUUGGGGAGUCUGCUGGAGGAGUUAGCGCAUCUUUAAUGCUUCUCUCGCCGUUGUCUGAUGGCCUAUUCCACCGUGCCAUUGCUGAGAGUGGCACCGCGGGAAUGGAUGCUAUUUUUGUGAAUGAUCCUCUGCCAGUAGCACAGAUGGUGGCAAAUUCAUCUGGCUGUAGCCUGGAAAGCACAGAGAAGAUCGCUGAUUGCAUGAAGAGCCUUGACAUAAACACUAUUGAGGCUUUGGCAAAGGAUAAAAACUUGAGAAUCUCUAUAAAUAUUGAUGGACAUUUCCUGAAAAAAACAGUGGACGAGCUGUUCCGUACACAUGAAGUUCUUACUGUACCAUUCAUGACAGGCAUUAAUAAUGAUGAAGGGGGCUGGAUGCUUGCUAAUUUUUUUGUUCCUCCAAACUGGACAGAGGGGAUUGAUCGGGAGCAUUUCAUGAACUUUCUGCACUUCUUCUUCCCUAAUCCCGAAGAUGCAAUCCUUAGAGAUUUAAUAUUAGAUGAAUAUAUUGGAACGGGUGAAGAUCGUGUGAAAAAUAGAGAUGGGAUCACUGAGCUGUUAGGGGAUAUCAUUUUCAACAUUCCUGCCAUUAAGACCGCUACUGCCCACAGAGAUGCAGGUGCUGAUGUAUACCUUUAUGAGUACCAGUAUCCUCUAAAAAUCCUGAAAGCAAAAAGGCCAAGCUUUGUUGGGAGUGACCAUGGAGAUGAGAUCUUUACAGUUCUCGGAUUAUGCUUUACAACUAAACAUGUCAAAUUAUCCGAGCCUUGCACUGAAGAGGAGGAGCAGUUCAGCAGAACCAUGAUGAGCUACUGGAGCAACUUCGCUCACACGGGGUCUCCUAAUGGGGAUGGGCUUGCCCCCUGGCCAAAGUACGGCGUAGAAGAAGGAUACUUGUCACUUGAUAUAAAGGAGCAGGUAGCCGGCCAGCACCUUAGGAAGAACCGGUUUGUCUUCAUGACUCAGACUCUCCCAGAGAAGGUUCGACAACACAAAGAGAAGAUGGAGCGCAACGAGCUGUAGAACAGUCUCUGCCACCUUUCUCUCCAUCAUUUUUAGUUUUAAUGAUUCCAUUGUUAACCACAAAGCGCCCUUACGGCUCGUAUACAAUUUGGGAAUGAGAUCCUUAAAAAUGUUUUUAGGAUUCCACAGUUGAACUAAAAUGUUUUAAUGGUGGGUAAACACCUUUUAUUUUAGAUAGUUUCAGGUGAUAGCCUAAGAUGAAAUCUUGAGCGGGGGGGUGCACCUGAAUUUGAGGGAUACUUCUACUCUGUGAAAUGCACUUCAUAAUCUUGAUUACCACAUAAAACAAAAAUCUUCUGAA